Molecule: messenger RNA, 975 nt
Organism: Epithele typhae
Lineage: Eukaryota; Fungi; Basidiomycota; Agaricomycetes; Polyporales; Epitheliaceae
Exons: 11
Coding region: 1-975 (324 amino acids)
Source: RefSeq, a predicted model, not a curated record
AUGCAGCAGGUCCACCGCGAUCGCACGGUCCGAUUUCACCCUAUGAUCACUCUCUCGCCGAGCGUAUACGGGGCGAUCAAAGUUCGGGUCACCUACAGCCCAGGACCGAACUAUACCGACAACGUCUGUGAUGUGGACUUCUCGUCCUCAGUACCCUUCCGCGAAUACUUGGCCUCUUCAACGCCCGUCGCCGGUAUGGACAGUGCAGCCGCCUUCAGAUUUCUUCAGAGCGAAUGGGCGGUGGUCGGAGCCAUCACCGUCACCACCUACGACUACUUGCUCAUAUUCGACCGCGAGGUUCGGUAUGUCUGGAGGAAGAAGUUCACAAGUGCAGGCGCGAUCUAUAUCGCCAUACGUUACUCCUGUUUAGCCUCCAACAUCCUCACCCUCCUCAAUUUCUUUUACUGGCCGGGGAAAUCAACACCAACGACUCUGACCCCCUUGUCCUGGCAGAAGUGUAACGGGAUCACAGUGGCUUUUUCUGUUUUGGGGGGCAUCAUGCUCAUGGCCGCCGCGGUGUUCUCGUCGUUGCGAUCGUACGCGUUGUGCCAACACAAACGCGUGGCCUUCCUCGUUUUAGUGCUCGGGUCUUCAAACGCCUUUCCCUCGAUUUAUGCAGCGAUCAAGAACAAGGCCACCUACGACCCAGGACCCUUUGGGGUUAACGUCAUUUGCACCGUGGAUUUCUCGCAAUUUCUAUCCUUCCGCAACACGACGGUGCUCUUGACCACCCGCUUCAUCCUCAACCUAUUCGAAGCGAGCGAUCCCGCUACAUACGCCACGACUGUGAACAGUUUAUCGCCGUCGCGCGCAGUCGCGUUCCGCACCGCCGGCGGCGUCAGCACGACCAGUCCUUCUCAGGCGGUUUUCGCCGCGGAUGUCACCUGGCGCGGUGCAGAGGAGAGCGAAAGCGUCUGCAGCAACAAGGACGGCUACGGCUACGAGCUGCAGGUGAACCCGGGCCGGAGGGAGUAA